AGCAUUUUUUAGAGUGUAGGUUCCAAACAACAUUGGACCCCAUUGACUUUUAUUGUAAGGACAAAAAAACAGAGAUUUUUUUUACAUUUUUUUUUGUUUCCAGAAAUAAUCUUUUGUCUAAGCAUUUAGAAGGGAGAAAUACUCAUGCUAGACUGUAGUUUAUUGACUUUUCCUCAGCUUUUAAUACUAUCCAACCUCACAUUUGAGACUUAUAGAGCAUUUUAAGCUGAGCAACAAUGUGGUGGGUUGGAUACUGGAUUUCUUGACAAACAGAACACAGAGGGUUGAAAGUAAAUGGCAUUUUAUCCGAUUUAUUAUGUUCGUCCACUGGUUCACUUGUGUUUUACAUUAAGACACUACGAUCAUUAAAGACCAGGCGGUGGAUUGUGUAGAAAGCUACAAAUAUCUCAGGACAGUCAUAGAUUCUAAAUUGGCUUUUGAAAUGAACUGUGAGAUGGUAUGUAAAAUGGGACAUCAGCGUCUGUUUUGCCUCAGAAAGCUGUCCAGAUUUCACAUUGAGAAAUCUAUGAUGACCCUUUUCUAUUGGGCUUUUAUUGAAUCAGUCUUGUCGUUCUCCUUUGUGGCGUGGUUUGGUAACUUGUCUUUGAAGAACAAAAAUUCUUUGAAUCAAAUUGUUAGGUGGGCAAGUAAGAUAGGCAAACCACAACUUAACUUAGCAGGUCUUUACUCCAACUAUUUACACCGCGAGGCGAGUUUUAUAAUUAGAGAUUGUUCCCACCCUUUACGUGCUGAGUUUAAACUCCUCCUCUCUGGUUGUCGGUUUGUGGCCCCUAGGUAGAGAACUAGAUGAUAAAGAAAUAAUUUUGUACCUGCAGCUAUAGAACUAUUAAAUGAAAAAAGCAGAUGACACUCUUUGCUAUUCAUGGUUAAUUUAUGUAUUUUAGGCGGGCGUCGAGGGUGUGUGUAGAAGCACAUUAUCAUGACUUUUUAUUUUUAUAGUUAUUGUAUAUUUUGAUGUCUUAUGGAUUGUCUUAAGGAUGGAUUGCUGAACUUCCUGUCUGCACAACAAAUUUACCUUCAGGUACUAAUAAAGAUACCUUGACCUUGAGAAAUGCAUGAACAAAGUGAGGGUAAAUGAUGUAAAUUGGGUGAACUACCCCUUUGACGGGCUACCUGCCAUCUUCACUGUUGUAAAACACUUGUAUCUGUUCUUUAACUAUAACCUAUGGAAAACACCACCUGGCUAUGUAUAUAAACGCCUAAUUUAUUCUAAAUAUUGUUCUACAUUUGUAAUAGUUUUCCUGAAAUUGCAAUAAGUUUAAAAGGUUAAAUGGGACAUUCCAUCAGAUCCCUCUAUAGGUUUCCUGCCUGAAGUGCUGAUUUGAAUAUCCGUGUAAAUGUGUGGGGAAAAAAGGGUUCAUAUGUCUUUGUUCUAGUUGACAAGCACCAAAGGGACCACUCAGAGACAAGUCUUUCUGGAGGGAGCUCAAACAGUCUGGCUUUAGUUACAGCUAGAGAGAACUAUCUGCAGAGAGAGAGAGAGGGAGGAAGGAAGGGAGGGAGGGAGAUAAGAGACUGAAGUGCUGAAGAGAGAAGAGAAAGGAUGAAUGGAACAGGACCACAUGUUGGGUUGAUGUGAGAAGCAUGCAUCAUCAGUGGCUCAUUCUCCAGCUUUUGGUGUUCGGAGUGACUGGAAACAGGAAAACACUUCCAGAUUAAGCGCUGUAAAGUUGCCUCCUCUAUUGUGAAACACAAUCCAUCUGCUCAAGGAGCUCUAAACAUCCGUGUACAACAACCAUCAACAAGGGGUGUGGAAAACAGGAGGCUGCCGAAGGUGACUGUGAACAUGUUGUCAAUCUCAGACGGGAACAUUUUGGGCUGCGCAGACCAGGAGUGCCAUGGAACGCUUCGUAUGGACUAUCAGUUCCAUGAAUUAAUCGAUGUUGCGCUUGAAAAAAUAGUCCUUUAAUGGCCCUGAAUGGGACGACUGCUGAACUCAGAUCCUCUGGGACAUCGACUGAGAUUUUGAAAUACAAAAGCGCUGAACAUUGGCUCAUGGAGCAGAAGGUGUCUCUGGGUGAUGCAGUUCUUAAUAACUCGAUGGAUUUCAAUUGUAGUGAAUUCAGAAAUAGGUCCGACGCUUUGACCUCUAACGUCCAGAAGAACUGGAUGGCACUUUUGAUUUCGCUGGUCAUAAUCAUCACAGUGGCAGGAAACAUUCUGGUCAUCAUGGCAGUGAGCUUGGAGAGGAAGUUACAGAAUGCCACCAACUACUUCUUGAGGUCUUUAGCCAUUACAGACAUGCUUCUGGGUAUCCUUGUAAUGCCAGUGGCCAUGGUGACGAUAGUCUAUGGUUACACCUGGCCACUCCCGUCGGCCUUAUGUCCGAUCUGGAUCUACCUGGACGUUCUCUUCUCCACCGCCUCCAUCAUGCACCUGUGCACCAUCUCUCUGGACCGAUACAUCGCCAUCCGUAACCCCAUCCACCACAGCCGCUCAAACUCGCUUACUAGAGCCAGAGUCAAAAUUAUAGCAGCCUGGACCAUCUCUGUGGUUAUCUCCAUGCCUGUCCCAGUUCUCGGCCUGCACGAUCACUCCAAAGUCUUCCGGAACGAAAGCUGCCAACUGACGGACGACAAUUUCGUUCUGAUUGGCUCUUUUGUGGCGUUCUUCAUCCCGCUCAUCAUCAUGGUCGUCACCUACGUUCUCACCAUCAGUGCUCUGCAAAGCGAAGCGACUUUGUGCCUGGACCAACUCAUCGUGCGGCCAACAUGGUCGUCCACUAUUGGACUCCUCCCUCGAGGCUCCCUCUCCUCCGAGCGUCUCUUCUCGCGUUCGUCUCUCUGCCGUGACGGGGCUUCCAGAGGAUCCGGCCGACGCUCCAUGCAGUCCAUCAGCAAUGAGCAGAAGGCGUCUAAAGUGCUUGGCGUGGUCUUCCUUCUCUUUGUGAUCAUGUGGUGUCCGUUUUUCGUGACGAACGUGAUGGCGGUGGUGUGCGGCUCGGCGUGUGAUGAAGAUUUGGUGGGGGGACUGAUGAACGUGUUUGUUUGGGUGGGUUAUCUGUCGUCGGCGGUCAACCCUUUCAUCUACACACUCUUCAAUAAGACUUACCGUGCCGCUUUCACCAGGUACAUGCGUUGCCGCUACCGUGACGAAAGGAGGCCUCUGCAGCUGAUUCUUGUCAACACCAUCCCUCCUCUGGUGUACAACUCUUCCGGGCUUUCCCUUAAGGUGGAGAACUCAUUAAGGAAGAGGGCAGAGGGCAGCCGGUCUGGGAGCUUCUCCAACACAGAUAGGUCAAACUCUGGAAACACACAAAACAAGCAGGAAAGGGAUGAGGUAGUAAGCCAUUUGUGAGACGAGAAACUCUAGACUCUAGAGGGUUUUUAAUUAUGGCUCACAUCAACAGACCUUAGAGACCAUCUCUUUGUAGCUGUAAAAGCUUGAAAAAUGAAGUCUUUUAUUUUAAUAUGUGUCCACCUGUGCAGUACAGCACAGUCAGCAGAUGAUACUACCUACGGCUCACAGCCAAAAGAGAAGACAAAUGCUUUAAGUUGUUCCAACAGCAAUAAAGUUUCACAACUCUCUUUGUGGCACUCAAACCACAAAUUUCUUUUUAUUUUGUACAAGAUUUGUAAAAAAAACUCACUGUACAUGUUUACGUUACACAAAUAUAAACUGUAUGAAUGAAUUACGUCACUUUUCUCACUUUAUCUUGCCUCUGGUGAGGAAUGGUUUCAUGUUCAUUAAUUUAUUAAUAUUAUAGAUUGUAUUGUGAGAACCUGUUAAUGAUACAUGGGUAGAUUAAAUAAAGCUUACAAGGAA
This is a messenger RNA of Megalobrama amblycephala (Wuchang bream), 3786 nucleotides long. RefSeq names its product 5-hydroxytryptamine (serotonin) receptor 2A, genome duplicate b (gene htr2ab). Gene Ontology annotation, biological process: G protein-coupled receptor signaling pathway, coupled to cyclic nucleotide second messenger; chemical synaptic transmission. Lineage: Eukaryota; Metazoa; Chordata; Actinopteri; Cypriniformes; Xenocyprididae. The transcript is spliced from 4 exons. Gene Ontology annotation, cellular component: dendrite; plasma membrane. Bases 1930 to 3318 code for a protein of 462 amino acids. Gene Ontology annotation, molecular function: G protein-coupled serotonin receptor activity; neurotransmitter receptor activity. The record is from RefSeq and is a predicted model, not a curated record.